AUGGAUCAUGAAAGAAAGGAAAUGAAAUAAAGUGUAAUUCAAAAUUAGAGAGAACUAAAAUAUGAGAAUUAUAGACUUAUAAUUAUUUUAUAAUUAAACAAUAAUAAUAUAUUUCGAUGGAUCAGAAAAGACGAGCUAUAAUAGUUAAUUGAUGAGUAAAAUAAGGACGAGUUUUCGGAUGAUUAAGAUUUAGUGUCUCAUAUAGAUAUUGAGGAUUUUGAAUCUCGAUUGCAUACCAGCCAAUCUUUUGCGAGGGAAAAACCUCCACAACAGAAUCCGAGAGCUCAAUCUGGUAUGACUCAAACUGGGAAACAACCAUAAAGUGUGAAGGAUCUCAAUGAGAAAAUGUAGUAAAAUCUAGCAAAAAAACAAGCUAAUUAAUAAACAAGAGUGUAAGUACAAUAGAGAUCCUCGUAAUAGCAAUAAUUUUCACAAACCCAACAAGUUCAGAAAAAGCAAGACAAGAGGAAAUCUGUGGAGCCUAGGGCAAACAAUCCUCGUUAGGUUUUGGAGCAGGCUCAGAAAGACAAUUAGGAGUUACUGUAAAAGUUGGGAGCAAUGAAGAGGUAACUGCAAUCCUUGGAGGCUGAGAAUGCUGAGUUGAAACUUGAAAUUUAGAGGAAGGGUAAUUCGAGUGGGUUUUUGCCAAAGAUUGAGUAGGCAGCCAAUUCAGAGGCGAAAUUGUUGAAGAUGGAGAAUGAGGAAUUGAAGAGGAUCAUCUAAAAAUAAAAUGGCAGUGAUUCUGGGAAGAUGUUAUAAAUGUACGGUUUGUAGGUUGUGAAAUUGAAAUGUAGAAUAGAUGAGUUGACUUAAUAACUGGAGAAGCAGUGA
Paramecium tetraurelia is the source of this 831-nucleotide messenger RNA. RefSeq lists its product as uncharacterized. The record is from RefSeq and is a predicted model, not a curated record. NCBI's taxonomy places the organism in Eukaryota, Ciliophora, Oligohymenophorea, Peniculida, Parameciidae. The transcript has 4 exons.